AAUCAUUAAUCAAUAUGGCGUCGGCGCCUCUAAAAUUCGGACGAAAUUUCUUCAAGUUUAGAUGCGUGAAUUUGGCGCCGUGGAUUUUGUGUAGACGACGUUUGUUGAUUUUUCCGAUAUCUCAACGAGGAAUCACUAAUUUAGUAACGAGGUGUCGCCAUUCGUUUGUUCCGUGUGCUCUUGUUGGCCCUACGUGUCAACAACCGCGUUACUUUAGGCUAUCAGCGUCAAACGGGGGCGACACUGUGAUUGUCGUAGAGACGCCGGCGUUUGCCGAAUCCAUUUCAGAUGGUGACAUAAGGUUGGAAAAAGCUAUUGGUGAUGUUGUUACUGAAGACGAACAGGUGGCAGAGAUUGAGACAGACAAGACCACAAUUCCUGUGAAUGCUCCUGCUGCUGGAGUUAUUACUGAAUUUCUUGUGGAAGAUGGUGAUAAAGUAACACCAGGCACAAAACUGUUUAAAUUAGAAGUUGGUGGUGCUGCUGCUGCUGCCAAGUCAGCAGAUCAGCCACGAAAGGCUUCUGAAGAAUCAACAAAAUCAGAAGCUUCUCCAGUUGCACCGGCACCCGUAGCACCUGCGAUUGACCAACAACAGCCAGUGCCAACUGAAUUGCCACCAUUUCCUGCUCAAAUUCCGCCAUUGCCAAGUGGUCCUAUGGCUACGGUCACUCCAACUGCACCACCUCCAGCACCUCGGGUAUCUAGUCCGUCUGAUGGUGCUUUAUCAAGAUCAGAGAAUCGAAUAAAGAUGACUCGAAUGAGAUUACGAAUAGCAGAGAGAUUAAAAGGUGCACAAAACCAGUUGGCCAUGUUGACAACAUUUAACGAAAUCGAUAUGAGUAAUGUAAUUGAGAUGAGAAAGAAGCAUGGCGAGGCGUUCUUGAAGAAACACAAUCUCAAGUUGGGGUUCAUGUCUUUGUUUGUGAAAGCGUCCGUCUUUGCUCUACAAGAUCAACCGAUUGUAAAUGCAGUCAUAGAUGGAAACGAGAUUGUGUACCGAGACUACAUCGAUGUCAGCGUUGCUGUUGCAUCACCAAAAGGUCUCGUUGUGCCCGUAUUGAGAAACUGCGAGGCCAUGACGUUCGUCGAUGUCGAAAAGGCAAUACAAGAAUUUGGACUCAAAGCAAGAGAUAAUGCAAUUUCAAUCCAAGACAUGGAAGGAGGGACGUUUACAAUCAGCAAUGGUGGAGUAUUUGGGUCCAUGUUUGGUACUCCCAUCAUCAAUCCCCCUCAAUCGGCCAUACUCGGAAUGCAUGCCACCAUGGAAAGGCCUGUAGCUGUAAACGGCAAGAUUGAGAUCAGACCGAUGAUGUAUGUUGCUUUGACAUAUGAUCAUCGCCUUAUUGAUGGCCGAGAAGCUGUCACAUUCUUGAAGAAGAUGAAGUCGGCUGUAGAAGACCCACGCGUUUUACUUGUCGAGGUGUAGCAACAGCUUGUGAAAGUUGCCUGACAGGUUUGCAAUAGUGAUAGUAACCUCCUAAUGUUUGAUUUAAGCUUCUCUAUAAUCAAUAAAUAUCCUUUAUGUAUAAACAAGU
Molecule: messenger RNA, 1536 nt
Organism: Corticium candelabrum
Lineage: Eukaryota; Metazoa; Porifera; Homoscleromorpha; Homosclerophorida; Plakinidae
Product: dihydrolipoyllysine-residue succinyltransferase component of 2-oxoglutarate dehydrogenase complex, mitochondrial-like
Exons: 11
Coding region: 15-1427 (470 amino acids)
Biological process (GO): tricarboxylic acid cycle
Cellular component (GO): oxoglutarate dehydrogenase complex; mitochondrion
Molecular function (GO): dihydrolipoyllysine-residue succinyltransferase activity
Source: RefSeq, a predicted model, not a curated record